AUGGAUGACAUGACGAUGCGUCUUGACGGCUUGACUAGCAAUAGCCCUGCUGGACUUGGAAUUACGCUGCCAUGCGAUAAUUCGGCGGUCGCCAGCGUCACUUCCGGUAUGGAAAACAUAUCGACCAAAAUUCUCGAAAUCAUAUAUGAACAUGCUCUCAACAAGUUCGAUGAUUCGAAAGAGCGCCUAGCUGCCGGGACGGUGAAAUUUCUUACCGUGAUCGACCGAUUCGUCCAAGCAGGCGAACGUGUCGAGACAUGUUUGCCAGCCUUUCCUUUCAAGUCGGCCAACAAAGUUUACAAAGUGCUCGGAUCCCUACCAGACAAGGCGGAAGAACUAGCGCUCCAACGGCUGAACCACAUGUGCGCAAGGAUAAAGGAUGUUUACAAGCCAGGAGCGAGAGUUACUAUCAUCUCAGAUGGCAUAACCUACAACGAUCUUCUCUCGAUAUCAGAUCGUGAGACAUGGGCUUAUGGCGAGUCUCUGCGUCGAAUGGCGACGGAAAAGAAAUUCACAUAUAUUGCCUUUUCCCGACUGAAAGACAUACUCGAUUUUCCAGGCCUACCAGACGAGCUGCGAGAGAUAACAUAUGUCGCCAAUUGCACGAACUUCAGACGCCUGCUUCUCAACAGAUACGGGAGACCUGAUAUCGAUAUCGACAAGGAAAUCAGAGAGAAUGCAGACACGAGAUUGACUUAUCUCGGCUACCGGAAGUUUCUUGAGUCUGAUCUGAAGCACAUAUUCGCGCUCGGAGAGAACCGCGGCAGUAAUCAGUACAAGAGAGACGUCAAGUAUCUCGCGAAACAGAUGCUAUACAGAGGAUACGCAUAUGCUGGAGCUGUUAAAGAAGCAUAUCCUUAUCACCUUAGACUCUCGAUACACGAAUCGAUUGGCGAUCAUAAGAUAUCGAUUAGUUUGCUGGACACGAAAACAGGUUACACAACACCAUGGCAUUGCAGUGUAGCCUUGCUGACCAACGGAGACUGGGUGAGCGCACCUGCGGGUGAGUUCCGAAAGGACUCACGGCUCGAGCUCAUUCACGAGAACGGACGGCCCAGCCACUUCAAAGAACAAAGACUGCAGGGAUCUGAUAUACCAUGGAUCAAUGAGGCAAACGCCAGCUAUCUACAAGCUCGGACGCCCUUCAAUGGUACACGAAGUGGCUAUUCCUCGCCCAGUGCGACGUCCAUUGUCAGCGGCAUGUCUACGCCACCGACAUCCUUUGGGACAUCUCCCCCACAUUUAUCACUCUCUCCACCGCACUCUUCUCCCGAUACCAAGCUUCCAGAGACGCUACAAAUGAAUGGCAUCGGAAGUGAGCCAGCCUAUGGUCACCGGCUCAUACCCCAGAUCAUGGACCAACUCGCCAGAAAUCAACCUGACAAAAUUGUUUUUUCAAUUGCCAAACCUUCAGAUUCAGGCCUUGAGCUUCGGGACAUCUCAGCGCAUGCUUUUGCGAAAGCAGUAGACAAGACAGCAUGGUGGCUUCGUGACCAGGUCGGCGAGUCGCCAUCUGUGCGACCUGUGGGCUACAUCGGCCCUCACGACCUCCGGCACAUCCUGAUCACCUAUGCCUGUGUGAAGGUUGGCUACGCUGCGCUCUAUCUUUCGCCCAAGAACAGCACAGAGGGGGCUUUAUCUGUGCUAGAAGCAACAGAGUGUGAUAUCUGGGCUAAAGCACGUGAAGUGGAAGCAGCUCCUCUUGUGAAGGACGUUCUAGAGAAACGCCCGAUGAAGUUACUCGAGCUACCAUUACUUGACGAACUUCUGGAUGCGGGCGAUGUCGAAUACUACCCUUACAUCAAGGCUUUUGCCGCAGCUGCUACAGAACCCUUCUGUUAUCUUCACACGUCCGGUUCGACGGGGUCACCAAAACCGAUCCCGUGGUCUCACGGAUUGAUCGGGACGAUGGAUGCAAUACGCUUACUUCCACACGUUGAUGGCGACGAUGGCUUAGUGCCGUGGACGUCGGACUGGAGAGAGGGAGACCGAAUCUACUCCUCUUUUCCCAUGUGCCACGGCGCUGGGAUCAUCAUGGAUAUACUCUUGCCAGCUCUUUUCGGUCUAACCUGCGUAUUAGGUCCUGAGAGCACUAUUCCCAACAUCUCACUCCUAGAAACUCUUGCCGAUCAUGCCAAGAUCGACAUCUGGAGCAUGGUACCAUCGCUUGUCGAUGAGCUAGGAGAGACGCCUGAUGUUUUGGCCAAAUUCCAGUCUUCUAAGUUUAUCUGCGCAUCAGGUGGGCCGGUAAGCCCUGUUAGCGCUGGCAAAGUCAAUCACAUCAUCAGAGUACUCAAUUUGACCGGGACGACAGAAGGUCUUUUCAUCGGCAAUCUCGUCGUGGAGCGAGAGGAUUGGUUCUGGUUCGCUUUCCAUCCUUACUCCGGCUUCGAGUUCAAGGAAGUGGAGCCAGGUAUCUAUGAGCAUUGGGUCAAUCGAAACGAACAUGCCUCCCUGUUUCAAGGCAUCUUCCAUACAUUUCCAGACAAGGACUCCAUCAACUUCAAGGACCUGUAUAAGCGGCAUCCAACCAAGCCCAAUCUCUGGGCUUUUACCGGUCGUAACGACGAUCUUAUUGUUCUUUCUAGUGGAUAUAAGAUCCUGCCUCUGGAGUUUGAAGCAUCUGUCAGUACUCAUCCCGCGAUUGACGGAUGUCUCGUCAUAGGUAGCAACAAGCUGCAGGCUGGUCUUCUCAUCGAGUUGAAGAACCAAGUAGCCAAGACGGACGACAUAAUGGAGAGUAUAUGGACUAAGAUUGAGGAAAGCAUCCUAUGCUCACGACAAAACGUACGUCUAUCCCGUGACUAUGUCUGCUUUGCACAGCCAGACAAACCCUUCGUUCGGACAGACAAAGGGACGGUCAAGCGACGAGCUACUUUACUCCUUUAUGAAGACUACAUCGAAAGGUUCUACAGCGCUCGCAGUACUGAGACUUCUUUCGUUGUCGAUAUUAGCUCUGCAUCGACAAUGCAGAGAUCAGUGCGUGGAAUUCUCGCUUCAUCACUCCCACCGAUCCAAUCUGCUUCUCCAGAUGAUGACCUAUUCGAACUCGGCCUCGAUUCAUUAGGGGUAUCGGCCGCUAUCAAUGCCAUCCGAGCAGCGGUCAAGUGUCUAGACAAACUCGCCCCUCGCCAUCUCUACGCAAGUCCCACUUUGGCCAGCUUCACCACUGCUCUCCAUCUAAUGGUCGUUCAAGCGCAAGAUGCUGGUAACACAAAGCCUAGUGCCAAUGAUCGAGAAGGGAACAUGCAGCGCAUGAUUGCGCAGCGAAGAGUAUGGCAGUCUUUUCAAUUAAACCCUUUCGACUAUGUCAACCCGAACCAUUACAUGGGGCUGGUAUUUUACUUUCCCCUUCGAGAAGGCAUUACAUUCGAAGAGGCAUUCGCAAACAUGCAAGCAGGACUUAAUCGAACAUUUGAACUCAUACCAGCAUUAGGCGGCAAGAUGAUGACAUGCUCCAGAGACGAGAUCGGAUACACCAAAGGCGAUCUCUGCGUGUCUGUACCACCCUUCGGCCAACCAGCUCGCGAUCGUUUAGUCUACAAGGACCUAUCCGAUGUGCUUCCGGCAUUCGAGAACCUGCGAAGCGAUGGAUUUGUGCCAUCAGCCUUUAAAGACGAGCUGGUUCUGCGACAAGACACUUUCCCGCAGCUUCCCGCGGAUAUACUCGUUGCGCAGGUCAACUUUGUCAAAGGUGGAUGCAUCCUUGCUGUCGAUCUAAACCAUUGCUGUUUGGACGGUGUGGGGGCUAUUAUCGCGAUAAAAGCAUGGGCUGAGAAUUGCAGGUAUCUGCAAGGCGACACGUCAGCAACUUGUUCAUGGUACGACACAGAGAGCUUCAAUCACAGCCUUCCAGAGGUUCUGCAUGAGCUGGAGGGAUACGCGCGUCCAGCAGAAGAGGUUGAUCUCGAUGUUUGGGGCAUGCUACCCUUCAUCCCGUCAGCUGAUAUUCUCGAAAGGCAUGCUUCAAAACGAUCCGAACCUCUGGGCCGGCCACUAAGCUACCCGCUGCACUCAGUAUGGCCGUUGCCCUGUGCAGAGCGGAAGAUGGACACUACUCUAUUCCUGAUCCCAUCUGAGAAGGUCGAAGUACUCAAAACGAACGUCAUGCGCGAUCCUGAAGCCAGUGGGGCCAUCAUAUCGAUCAGCGACAUCAUCCAAGCCUUCUUUUGGCGUUCAGCCCUACGUGCACGAUAUGCCGUAGCCAAAGCUGCUGGCCGAGAGUUCAAACCUGACGACCACUCUAUCCUCGAGUUGCCAACAGACGGGCGCCCUUACUUCUCGUCACUCCUACCUACAUCAUACAUGGGCAGCUUACUCACCCUGAACCGGACAAGCAUGUCGUUAGAAGAACUCUGCGCCCCAACCACGAGUAUCGCACACAUAGCACAAGUACUUCGCACAUCUGCUGCACGCAUGACACCAGGGCUUGUUCACGAUGCAUUCACACUCCUCCAAUCACUUCCCGACCACUCACGCUUCUCGACCGCGAACAUGGGUCUUGACCACAUGCAUGCCAUGAUCUCAAACAUGAUAUUGUUUGAGAUGAAAGAGAUCAAUUUUGGCAGCACCUACUUUGGUAAUGAGGGAAGUCCAGAGAGUAUGAGGCCGCAGCUAGAGCGCGGAAAUGGGAGGUUUAGAUUUCUGGUUGUGUUUCCGCUAAAGAGCGAUGGGAGUGUGGAAUUAGUCAUGGGGACCUUUCCAGAGGAGAGGGAGAUGCUGGCGGCGGAUCAUGAGUUUACAAAGUAUGCACACUGCGACAGCGCCAUGAAAGACCUCACGACUGAUCUAUGGGCCAACAGCGCACGCGAUCGAUACAGAAGGACUAUUACAACGACUCAAGUCAAACUUGAGACCCUGCAACCGCUCCCGCCGAAGAAGUCGUCCACGCACGUUGAGAACCGUUUCCGAGGCAGCAUGGCGACCCACGAGCAAUACAUAUUGCACGUAACAGCAGGCGCAACAUACGACACCUCAAAACACCAAGAUGUACUUGUAAACAGCGAGAAGCCGGUGGACGUCUCCUCCGAUCUCAUCGACGCGAAAAUACAUAUGCGCAUUAAAGACUACCGCGGCUUACCUGAAGGCUCCCCCAAAACAUCUCCUUACUUCUCGACCCCCCAACAUCCUUACGACCGCUACUCGAUCUCCUUCUCCUUCACCCCCAAACAAGACAUCGCAGGCGACAAACUCGUCUUCGGAAACGACUUUGACCACCCCAUACGCGAUCGCCUACCCCCUUUGUUUGACAAGGCGUUUGGAAUAGUCAAGUGGUGGAUCGACCCAGGUCUCGAUGGCGAUGUAUACGCCGACGAGCCGUACCUAUACGGCGCGCUGCUAUCUUCGAUAAAUGUGCUCAGGAUUGGCAGCAAGGCAGACGGAGAGAAGCCUAGUGGGGACGACCUAGAGGGCGAAGCGCAGACACAGGGGGAUGUUGAAGUGCCUGGAUCAGAUGGCGAAGCUAUCGUCUACGAAGAGGGUGCAGACGGGGACGGAGUCGAAGUCAGGAAAGAAAAGCGGGUACCGGAUAAAUCUGGAGCGAGGCAAAAGUUCUUCCUUACGGAGCAAAAUCGAAAGGAUUUUGUGUUCGAGGCGGGGAGGGAAUACAAGUGCGACUUCUUCAAUCCAUACCUUGACUUCAAUGAGUUUGCGCUGAAGAUUGGGUAUGGGUUGCCUAAUAUCAGUAUGAUUGGGCAUUGGGAUGGACAGCCCCUGCGAUAUGUGCUCAAGAAUCGGGAAACCAACCAAGAGCUCUUUGUUGUAGUGAUCGAGCUGCUGCCUACUGAGCAGGCGAGGAAAGAAGGUGCGGAGGAUCCCAAGGAGAAGUUUGAGCAAAGGAAGCUCGGGCCUCCGAACUUCGGCGUAAGCUGCGGCAACACCAAAAAUUCCAGGGCGGAGCAACCCGCACCGCACCACAGCUUCAACAUGGCCGCACGCACUCUGAGGAUAGGCCUCAUCCCAGGCGACGGCAUCGGCCGCGAAGUAAUCCCCGCGGGCCGCCGCAUCCUCGAAGCCCUGCCUUCUUCGUUCGGCCUCAAGUUCUCCUUCUCGCACCACGAGGCUGGCUGGGAAACGUUUCAGAAGACGGGCGCCGCCCUGCCCGACAAGACGGUUGAGGCGCUCAAGUCCGACUGCGAUGGCGCCCUCUUCGGAGCCGUCAGCUCGCCCACUGUGCAAACCAAAGGCUACUCCAGCCCGAUCGUCGCACUGAGAAAGCGCAUGGGCCUGUACGCCAACGUCCGUCCUGUGAAGAGUGUGAGGGGCGCAGCGAGGAGUGUAGACCUGGUGAUUGUGAGGGAGAACACCGAGGAUCUUUACGUCAAAGAAGAAAAGACGUACGCGGCGCCCGACGGCUCCAAGAUUGCAGAGGCAAUCAAGCGCAUCUCGGAAACAGCAUCCUUCAACAUUAGUGCCAUGGCCGGCGACAUCGCGCUCCGCCGCCAGCGCGUCCGCGAUGCGGGUGCAAGCUCCAUUCACAACUCGCCGCUCGUAACCAUCACACACAAGUCCAACGUGCUUUCGCAGACCGACGGCCUCUUCCGCGAGACAGCCCGCCGCGCACUCCAAGACGCCAAGUACGGUCUCGUCGGCGUAGAAGAGCAAAUCGUAGACUCCAUGGUGUACAAGCUCUUCCGCCAGCCUCAGGACUACGACGUCAUCGUCGCGCCCAACCUAUACGGUGACAUUCUCUCCGACGGCGCGGCGGCUCUCGUUGGCUCCCUUGGCCUGGUUCCUUCUGCGAACGUUGGCAAGGACUUCGUCAUCGGAGAGCCAUGCCACGGUUCCGCACCAGAUAUCGAGGGCCAGGGCAUCGCGAACCCUAUUGCGACGAUCCGGUCUACGGCGUUGAUGCUGGAGUUCAUCGGUGAGGAAGAGGCGGCGGCGGCUGUGUACAAGGCAGUGGACGCCAACCUCGAGGAGGCAAAGCUAUUGAGCCCGGAUAUGGGUGGCAAAGCCAAGACGGAGGAGAUUAUUGAGGAUAUCUGCAAGAGGUUGUAG
Molecule: messenger RNA, 6999 nt
Organism: Alternaria burnsii
Lineage: Eukaryota; Fungi; Ascomycota; Dothideomycetes; Pleosporales; Pleosporaceae
Product: acetyl-synthetase-like protein
Exons: 9
Coding region: 1-6999 (2332 amino acids)
Molecular function (GO): magnesium ion binding; NAD binding; oxidoreductase activity, acting on the CH-OH group of donors, NAD or NADP as acceptor
Source: RefSeq, a predicted model, not a curated record